This is a messenger RNA of Linepithema humile (Argentine ant), 3515 nucleotides long. Its product is annotated as eukaryotic translation initiation factor 2-alpha kinase-like. The record is from RefSeq and is a predicted model, not a curated record. Gene Ontology annotation, biological process: protein phosphorylation. Gene Ontology annotation, cellular component: cytoplasm; nucleus. Gene Ontology annotation, molecular function: protein binding; ATP binding; eukaryotic translation initiation factor 2alpha kinase activity. NCBI's taxonomy places the organism in Eukaryota, Metazoa, Arthropoda, Insecta, Hymenoptera, Formicidae.
UAUCAUGACUCAGUUUACGAAAAUCUAAUCGUGGUUAAACGUGGUUAUAAAACACAUUAUCAGUUAAGGCUGGUUGAUGCACGAGUGUUAAAAACCGUUAUUUGUAUUCGUCCUCAGUAACAUCAAUUCGUUUCUUUUUAUUGGAUGGUUAUCCAAUAGGUGUUUAUCAAUCGCUUCUGUUCGUGCUAAUCCAGCGUUAUGAUGAAAUUUGCGCCUAAAACGUACGCGUCAGAAUGACGUAUAUAAAUGCCGAUCAAUUUCACAUAUAGAAAAUGUGGCAGCAAACACAUUAUUUCCCGCUGUUAUUCACAAUCGCAUAUUUUCUCGUUUCUGCUGAUAACAUUGCUGUUAAUACAGAACAGCUGAAGUUAUGCGGUGAAGAAUCGACAAGUACUCGCAGUUUAGUGUUUGUUAGUACAUUGGAUGGAAAGAUAUCUGCUCUUGAUGUUGCUAAUCAUGGACAAAAGCUGUGGACUUUGGAUUUCAAUGAUGGACCAAUGUUAUCAUCUAAUAUUCAUCGCAGAGAACUCAAUAAUAAUGGACAAUGGAUACGUCUGAUCCCAUCUUUGAAUGGUGCUUUGUAUAAGUUUGAUGGAGAAAAUUUGGAAAAUGUACCAAUAUCCACAGAUCAAUUGUUGCGUUCAUCAUAUCGUUAUUCUGAUGAUUUAGUCUUCUCAGGUGGUAAAGAGCUACAUUCCUAUGGUGUAUCAGCCAGUACAGGACAAAUUUUAUAUGAAUGCAAUGUUGAUGGGUGUAAAAACAAUACAAAUCGUGAAGGAUAUCUAGAGCAAGAACAAGAUUUACUUAUUAUUCAACGUUUACAACAAACUGUGCGAGCUAUUGAAGCUCUUACAGGUAUUGAAAGGUGGAACUUUAGUGUUGGACAACAUGAUUUAGUGUUGUCACCUUCUGCAGAUAUUUAUUGCUCCAAUAAAGCUACUGCUCUAAAUAUAGAAAUCAAAGCAAUUAUUCCAGAAGGUUUGAUUUGGGCUGUCAGUAAAAAUGAUCCUGUUGUUAAGUUAUGGCAACAUAAGUUUGACUCUCCAAUUGUCACAAUAUGGCGUGAAAAUGCAUCUAAAACUUCUACGAAUAAAGGAUCUUUGGAACAAAUUAAUUUAUUCGAUAGCUCUCAAUGGACCUGGGGAUCAGAACAUUCUACAGUCAAUCCAAGUUUAUAUUUAGGCAUGCAUGAAAAACAAUUAUACGUGCAAGAAAAUUUCAAUCUUCAGAAUUCAGAUUUGGAUUUGUUUUCUACACGUGUUCAACACACAAGAUACCCAUGGCAGCCAUAUCCAGCUGAUGAAACUGCACUUACAAGUACUUCAUUAAGUGAGGAUAACAAUGAAGUUUCUGAUGAAGCAACUCAAAUACAGAGCACAACUGCAUUAUCUGUAUUAUAUAAUUCAGAAUAUAUUAAUGGUAAUGGAUUUUACCUAUAUUCAAAGAAUCAGCUAACUGAUCAAUGUAAUCGUAGCAACAUGAAUAUGCUUAAUAUCAAUGAAGAAAAACCUAUCUCGAUUUAUACGACAGAAGAGACAGAUGAGGAAUCAGAUCAAAUACAAGUGAUAAUUUGGAUUAAGUGGAAGGGAAUGUUGAUGAUAACACUUGCUGCUAUUUUGUUGAAUUAUCUGUAUAUGCCACAUUUCAUACUUCGUGACUUAAACAAUUAUUACAAUAAUGUAAUAACAAUUUUUAAAACUAAAAAUACUGUAUUGUUGCCUUCUAUAAUAGAAGGACAGAUAGAAAAGAGCGAUUUAAUUAAUGGCGACAGUGAAAAUAUAAAUAAUUUUAAAUCACGUUAUUUAACGGACUUUGAGCCAGUUGAUUGCUUAGGAAAGGGAGGAUAUGGUGUAGUUUUUGAAGCAAAAAAUAAAAUUGAUGAUUGCAAUUAUGCUAUCAAAAGAAUUGCCUUGCCAAAUAGUGGAGAUUCGAGAGAACGUGUAAUGAGGGAAGUAAAAGCAUUAGCUAAGUUGGAUCAUCACAAUAUUGUGAGAUAUUAUGCUUGGCUAGAAUGUCCUCCUUGUGGAUGGCAAGAAGAACACGAUCAGCAAUGGAUUGAUAAGCUAAAUACUUCAUCUGGAUUUCCUUCAGAAAUAACUCAGACUGAAACAAGACUUAACGGUUCUGUAUGCAUCGAUGUUUCACAUACUGAUCCGUCUUCCAUAGAAAAUGCACUCGAUGCUUUAAAGUUUAAUAAUAAAAAUGUUAAUGAUGAUUCAUUUGUUGUAUUUGAAAAAUCAAGCAGGCAAUACGAUACAGAUGCAAUUUACAUUGAUGGUUGUAGUACUGACAAUUCAAACUUGGUUUCUUCAAGAAACGAAACUGAAGAAGAAUUGUCUGAUGUUAAGGAUACCAGUCAUUCCGACAGUAUUGUAUUUGAAGCAACUGAUAAUAGUGUGCUAGAGAAAGAAAAAUACGAACACCAGAAACUCUUUUCCUCAGAUUUAAAUAACAAAUCAAACAAACAAAAAUCAGCAAAAAUGUUUCUAUAUAUACAAAUGCAAUUGUGCCAAAGACUCAGUCUCAGGGAAUGGUUGAAGCAACACACAUCAGCAAGAGAUCCUUUCCAGGUGUUAAAUAUAUUUCAACAGAUAAUAGGUGCUGUGGAAUAUGUCCAUUUACAAGGAUUAAUUCAUCGAGAUUUGAAGCCAUCGAAUAUAUUUUUUGCUUACGAUAAUAAAAUAAAAAUCGGCGAUUUUGGCCUUGUAACUGCAAUGACUGAAAGUUGCGAUGAGAUCUGUAUAUCUGAUCCCGAGAAUGAAAAUAUUACUUUUAAAAAUAGUAUACAUACUGCGUGUGUUGGCACUCACUUAUAUAUGUCACCUGAACAAAUAAGUGGCCAAAUGUACAACUAUAAAGUAGAUAUUUAUUCUUUAGGAAUAAUUUUUUUUGAGCUUCUUACACCAUUUUUUACUGAUAUGGAAAGAAUAGUGGCGCUUUCAAAUCUGAAACAACUUAUUUUUCCAAAAAAUUUUGCAGACAUUUAUACUACUGAGUACAAUUUGCUCAAAAUGAUGUUGGAUAAUGAUCCUACUAAACGACCUACAACUUUAGGCAUUAAAUCAAGGUUACCCUUGCAAAAUUAUGAAAUAGCUAAUGAACUUAAUACAGAUAAAGAUUCAAAGUGGCAUUUUGAGUUGCCACAAUUAACUAGACAUUCUUCUGUGACUAGCAGUAAUACUAGUAAUGAAUCGUUUGAACACAUAAGUUAAGUAUGUAAGUAACAAAUAUUUUUGAACUUCUUAUUCCAGAUAAGUCCAUAAAAUGUUAUUUAUUUUUUUAUGCAUUAAUUUAUCAACAUUUUGAGGAUAAAUACUCGUGCCGUUACACGAAAUAUAUUAUGAAUAUGAGUAAUAAUAUAAAUUUCAAUCAUAUCAAUAUAUCGAAAUAUAAUUGUGAUCCACUUAAUCAUUAGCUAAUUUAUACUAGAUAUUCGUACUAAAUUGGUCUAAUCAGCUAUUACAAUAACAGUACAGUGCAAAUUUAGCACGAAUAAAAAAUAUAAAUUAGUAGUA